AUGUCUUACAUCGACGAGACUCUCACCCACUCAGUCCCUAUUUUAUCUUCAAUCGAGCAGCAGAACUUGUCAGGCAAAGAGCCCAUAGCUGCCGUGGGAAGCCAGAAUGAAAAGUUUGUCGAACAGCCAUUGGUAAUUCCCGUCGGAGACAGCAAUCUAGAUUUCGUCCUCGUGAAUUAUGAGGAGAACGACCCGGAAAACCCUUUGAAUUGGUCGUCAAUGAAAAAAUGGCUGAUUGUCUUCGCUAUCUCCUGGAUGGGUUUCGUUAGUGUUUUUUCGACAAUGACGAUCACGCCCACGGCGCCGCAGAUCUUGCAAGUGUUUCAUUCACAUAAUAAGCUCGACCAGACCUUGCUCGUCACGAUUUGGGAGCUUGGAGAAGGAAUUGGCCCUUUUUUCAUUGCGCCGCUCUCCGAAAGAUUCGGCCGGCUUCCCGUCUUCCACAUUGGGAAUUUCCUCGCACUCUGUUGCUUGAUCGCCUGCGCCCUGAGCGUGAACAUUCCCAUGUUGAUUGCCUUCCGAUUCUUAACGGGCUGCUUCCUGUCGAUUCUCACCCUCGGGCCCACUAUCAUGAUAGCCGAUUUCAUCUCACCUGUGGCAGGAGCCUAUAUCGCACAUGACCUAGGUUGGCGAUGGUCGAUUUGGCUCGCGGUUAUCGUGCUCGGAUUCUUUAGCUUGUUCUUACUGGCUGUGCUCCGCGAGAUAUACGCAGUCGUCAAUUUAAGGCGAAAGGCGGAGCGGUUACAAAAGGAGAGCACGGACGGCAAAACGUAUCGUUCCAAAUAUCAGGCCCAUGUCGAUGCAUCCACUAUAUUCGAAAGCGUUAUGAAGCCGCUGCAGAUCCUAGCCCAGUCUCCCAUCAUCAUCCUGACGACGAGCUACAUGGCCGUAACAUACGCCUUAGUCUCAUUGAUCCUUGCCACGAUCACGGAAACCAUGGAGUCGACAUAUCCUGCCGUCUUUAAUAGCGGCUCAGUUGGCUUGACAUUUUUGGGUCUCGCCAUCGGCAACACCAUUGCUUUGAUCUUCUACAGUCUCACUUCCGACCGCUACGUGAUCCAUCAGCAGAAAAAAAAUGGCAAUGCAUUCAAGCCGGAGUCUUGA
Penicillium expansum is the source of this 1104-nucleotide messenger RNA. Its product is annotated as Major facilitator superfamily domain, general substrate transporter. Bases 1 to 1104 code for a protein of 367 amino acids. Gene Ontology annotation, biological process: transmembrane transport. Gene Ontology annotation, molecular function: transmembrane transporter activity. The record is from RefSeq and is a predicted model, not a curated record. Lineage: Eukaryota; Fungi; Ascomycota; Eurotiomycetes; Eurotiales; Aspergillaceae. The transcript has 3 exons.